AUGCGGCUCGUGCUGCCGCUUCUUUUCUUCUGUGCAAAGGAGUUAUUCAUUGAACCAUCCACCGCAGGCGAAAUUGACGUCGAUGAUCAUCGCUAUAUUCGUCCGGUGGGUGCCGAUGUCUCGGGUUUCCCUCCUCCCAACGCUGCCCCAAAUCAUCGCAGUCCGUGUCCGGCACUUAAUUCAUUAGCAAACCACGGGUAUCUGCCUCGCAACGGCAAGUCGCUUACUCCGUAUCUAAUACGUGAAGCUGUACUUCACGUUUUCAACAUCGACAAGCUACUGGCUGAGCGAUUGACACAACAAUUGCCUCCACAACUUACGCUUGCAGACUUGAGCGUUCACGGGUUUAUUGAACAUGAUGCAUCACUGGUGCAUGAUGACAUAUAUUUCAAAAGAGACCCCGCUGAAGUUAACAUUACUCUUGCAAAUGAUCUGCUUGCGAACGCUAAGGAUGGUAAGCUGGACAAGCAUAUAAUGGCGACAGCCAGAAGAGAACGAGAGACACAAUGCAAGAUGGAGAAUCCAGAGUACUCAUUGCCAUGGAAAGGUCAAGUAGCAGCAUAUGGGGAGGCUGCACUGCUGCUUAUAGCAUUGGGAGAUUCUAAGUCAGAGACCAUUUCCGUAGAGCAUGCCACAUCGUUCUUGGUAGAUGAAAGGAUUCCUGACGAUCUCUGUCAAAGUAUCGAGCCGAUAAGUACCGCGACUACAUUCUACCUGGCAGCACAAAUCAAGUUGCUGGCAUCUUUUGGAUAA
This is a messenger RNA of Plasmopara halstedii, 753 nucleotides long. RefSeq lists its product as hypothetical. Bases 1 to 753 code for a protein of 250 amino acids. NCBI's taxonomy places the organism in Eukaryota, Oomycota, Peronosporomycetes, Peronosporales, Peronosporaceae. Gene Ontology annotation, molecular function: peroxidase activity. The record is from RefSeq and is a predicted model, not a curated record. The transcript has a single exon.